This is a messenger RNA of Drosophila ficusphila, 4610 nucleotides long. RefSeq lists its product as uncharacterized. The coding region runs from base 153 to 4460 and encodes 1435 amino acids. The record is from RefSeq and is a predicted model, not a curated record. The transcript is spliced from 6 exons. NCBI's taxonomy places the organism in Eukaryota, Metazoa, Arthropoda, Insecta, Diptera, Drosophilidae.
UAACGACAGAAACGGAGGAUCGAGACGGAAAUCAGAUGCACAAACUCGCGAAGGCCCCCUUUAAAAUUUAGUUUGAAAAGUCCAACACUUCAGAGCUCCUAAUAUUAGAGAAAUUAAAUUAUUAUCCAACGUCCAAUCCACGUACACGAAAAAUGGUAAAGCGAUACAAGGCAUCCCGCUCGACGACGACCAGCGACAGAGGAAGCGCCAGUGGAAGUGGCAAGGAAUCUGACCAGGUCUACUGUGUACUGCUCCAUGUGGUCGAAGCAGCAAUCAACUUCGUGGCUCGCGAUGGCAGCGAACGAGAACAGAUAGUGAUGAAUGCCGCACUGAACACUGUGGACUUUGAGGUGGAGGGCACUCAGUCAGCGGAGACCAUUAUCUUCAACAGCAACUGCAUUUGGGAGUGCGACCUGGCCGGGAUCAAGCGGAUCAAGACUGACCAUCGACCCGUUAAAAUCACAUUUUAUGCCUGCCGAACUGGUGGAGGAGAGCGAAAGACUGUUGGCAGUCUCCUUUUGCCCGUGCGAGGACUUCCGGUUAUUAGUUCCACUGGCAGCCAGAACGCAACCCAUCUGAAGAUGUUCUGGCACAAGCUCAUCUGCAUCAGCAGCGAGUUUCGAUCCCACAAGCCGGAGGUCCUGCUCAUGCUGGCCAUCAUCAAGAAGUCCAUUCUGCACACCAAGGACUUUGAUCACCUCAUGCAGUUCACAGAAAAAUCGGCACCCACUCCACCGAUGCAGUCACCUGGACAUUCGAUAACUGCCAGCAUGCUCCAGUCGCAGGCCAACGUGUACGUACAGUCGUUGGUGCAAUUGGGCCUGCUGCAGGUGGGCAAUGAUCCUCUUGUCGACUGCGACAUCAUCGAGGUGGUGCUUCAGCUGAAGCAGCUGAAGAACGUGACCCGGCUGGUCAAGUCACUCGUGCAGGACAAAAGCCCCGGCUCGGUGAUCCUGGUAUUUGAUUUUGUAGGCAACGUGACCAACAUAGAACUGAAGUUGAACGAGUCCGACUCCUAUGCCCUGAAUGAUGUCCUGGGACUGCGCUUCAAAACUUCCUUGCGCAGCAUGCGGCUCUACUUUCAGCGUAUUUUCUAUCUUCCCAUCAAUAUGUACAUGAGUGGAACCGCGAUAGCCACUUACCGCAUGGACUUUGCCAACCUUCUUCCGCCGGACGACUACUUCUCGGAUAAUAAAAAGUACACCUACAACGGAUCGUUUUCCUUUAACCGAUUAGGCAGGGCAGACAGCGCCAGGGAACCCAAACCUCCCCUCAUGGAGUACUCUUUCAGUGUGGAUGUGAAAACGAUCUUCUCGAAACAGGAACAGGAGCAACCUGAACGACCGCCUACGGUUGCAAGCGGGGUUAUCAGGGAGCUGCCUAAGGAUCGCAUGGACCCGGAAGUCACCUCAGUAUCGCACCGCACUGCAUCCGUCUGCAGCUUAAAUGUGGGUGCCGAGCUGUCGGCUUCAGAGGGAUCCUACGGAUCUGUAGGAUCGGCCCGAGCAGAUGGACACGAUUCCGAUCCAGCUGAUCUGCGUAACGCUCAAAAUAGGCGGAGGAAAUUCACUAGGUUGCAGGAUGAGCAGGACAUUCUGGAAAGCGAAGACGAGCAGUUUUUGGGGAAGACCUACUCAGCGUUAGUGGUCCGUAAAGAUCUGAAUUUAAACGAGAGUGUGGAGUUGCAGCCAUCGAAAACUAAGAAAGUAGAGCUAUCAGAUGGGUCGGAAACGGAAAUGGUUGGUCCUUGCGUUAUCAACAAAAUUAAACAGAUAUUAGAAGAACAAAUUGAGGAUGAUAAAAAACUUAAAACUUCAGUCAAAGAAUUUUCGGAUUUAGAGAACAAUACAGGAUUGCUCAAGAAACACAAGAUCAAAUCGCAGGGAUCCAAAGAAAUGAUGAGGGAAUCUUCCCCAACAAAAAUCAAAUCUCUUGAGAACAUGACCCCUUAUAUGGAUAAUAGCAUUGAAGAACACACGUCUUUGCAACUUUUUGAGUUGGAGGAAAUGAAAUUAGCGAAGCAAGCUGAACUGGAAACCUUGAGAAGGCAAAGGUUUAAGGCAGGCCUUAGUGAAUCUUCUCCAAGAAGAAGGGAAAGCAAAAUAAUAAAAACCACUAAAGUAAACCAAGAUGUUUUAGGCGAUCAAAGUUUCACCGAAGCCCAACCUUCAAAGCCAACGAUUUCCGAAAAGAAAGUGAGCAAAACCAAUGUAAAAAGGGUUUCUAAAACAGCACUUAACGAAGAUAUUUUAAGAAGCAAAACUAUAAAUAACAAACAAACAGAUAACAUAGUUUUUAUAGAAGACAGCUAUGAACAGAGCGAAGAAGAUCUCCGGUAUGGACUUGUUUCAUCCAGAGAAAAAUUAUGCAAGAAACCAAAAUCUCCAAAAAGUUUUAAAGCUUCAGAUAGCAGGGGUUCAGAUUUAGAAACUGAAACUGACUUAAGUAUUCUGGAUGUGCAAAGCAAGUUAAAAACAAAACCAAAAUCGCGAAAACCAAAAGAAAUGGAGGACUUUGAAGAAAUUUCCACAAGUACUCAAGAAACUAGAAAUUCAGGAGCAUCGAAAAGCGAUCUAGCCCUUCGAGCACGUUGGGUGGAGGUCAACAAGGUGCAAAGUCAAGCCUUGGGCGAAACCGAAAAGUUUCUCCAGGAGACAUGCCGUGCCGAGCUCGACGAGGUCCUUUACGAGGAUCAGUUGGCGCUCGGCUUGGCAAAGCCUCCAAAGCCCAAAAAGAAACUGGGAACAGUCAAGGCUAAGACUAUCGAUUAUGAAGAUUCUUAUGUGGAGGGAACUUCUCGUUCCCAGUCUUCAAGCUUGACAAAAAAAUUAAAGAAGGCUGUGCCAAGCGAGAAUCAGUUGCACCAAGCGGAAUUCGGCUGUUCCGAGGAAUAUAUCUCAUUGUCGGAGAUAAAUUUAGGAUCAGCUGAAAUGAUGUAUUUGGAAACAGAACAGCGAGUCACUUUUGCUCAUUCCAAAGAUCGCUUAAAGAAAAAGAAAAGGUCUCCUUAUGAUGAGGAGCAGGAAAAUCAGAUUAGGUUCAGGUCUAGCGAAGAAAAUAACUCUUUGUCGGAGGAGAAUUUAAAACCCGUGGCUCGAUCUAAAGAUGAAUGUGUUAAGAAAAAGAAGAAGAUUUCAUCAACUGAAUUAAGGACCUCCGAGGAGUCUAUUUGUUCGCAUGGAGGUAAUAAGAAAUCCACAGAAAGUAUCUCUUCCGGAGCCGAUAAUCGGGAUUCACGGAUAAAAAGAAAGAAGACGGCUUCGAAAGCAGAAAUACAAUUAAUUCAAGUUGAAGUUGCCAGCUCGCAAGAAUUUAUAUCUACGUCAGAAGACAAUUCAAAAUCUGUGGAAAUCAGCAAACCAGGCACUCAACAGAGCGAUGCAAAAAUCGUUAGAAAAAAGAAAAUAAUGAAAUCUCCAGUUGAUGAAGAUUGCGAAACACUUCAGGAAGAAUUUGUCAAGCCAGUAAAAAAGAAGAUAACCAGAAAAAAGACAUCUGUUGUAACUGACAACGUGGAAAACGAAGAACCACCCGAGGAAGUUGUUCAUAUUCAUACCAAAAAAGUUGUGAAGAAGAAAUCUAAGCCUGUGGUUGACAGUCAUGAGGAAUGCAAAACGACCCAGAGAAGAUCUUCCAAAAGUUCCGUAAAGAAAAUUAGACCCCAAAACGAAUACAUGAACUUAACUGCCACGGAGGAAGAUUUCGGUGUAGAUCCGACGUUAAAUAACGAUUCUGUGGGUCAGAAGAUCAAAUCCUGGCGGAGGCAACAAAUCGAAAUCUUUGAGCAAGAAUUAUUAAGAAAGGAGUUGCACUACAAGAAACAGUUGGAAGAAAUUGAAUCCCAAGAGGCCAGAACACAUAAACUAAACAAGGUGGAGGCUGAUCUUGAUGAGACUUUUAUCAGUAAAAGAACAAGUGUGUCCGACAUUGACUAUGAGGCCAAGUUUAGAGAGUUGGAGGAACACAUAUCGCUUUUAAAAUCCGAGAUGGAAGAGCAGGUAAGGCUCUUCGAAGACAGAAGCGUGGAGCUGCGCCAGGAGAACCUACAACUGUGUACCGAAAAAACGGAACUAAAGGUUCGCAUUGCGGCCAUGGAGCAGCAGAUCGGAGCUCUCAAGGCUCAGGGAACCGAGGAAGGAGAUCUCAAGCAGGUUCUCGGCGAGCUGAAGUCCCAGAACUUACGAUUUCUGAAUGUGGCUCGCGAAAGGGAGUACUACAAAAAGCGCUGGCGAAGAAGUGCAAGGCGAGUGCAUGCUCUUAAGUUGGCUGCUUACGAAAGAAAUCUGGAGAGGGAACACAACAGCCUUAAAGUCGAACCCAUUGACCUGAGACAGAUACUGACCAAAGACGCCAUUGAAUUCGAGCGGGAGUACGGAAAGUUCCGGCAGAACGGCCUGUCACAAAGUUAUUCCUAUAGUUCGCAGACUGGAUCGGGAGACUUUUUACCACCGAACAAAUAACAACCACCGGCCAACUUGAGUUAGGGAAAUGACCCAGAUAAGAUUAUUCCCCGGAUUUUACCAAAUUUGCUGUGCCAGUUUUAUAUCAUGUUUACGUUAUUGAUUUUUGUUCGUUUUUUUAAGAAAAAUAUAAAUGCCUAAAAGCCUAAA